This is a messenger RNA of Xyrauchen texanus (razorback sucker), 7161 nucleotides long. It is a transcript of the gene camkvb, whose product is annotated as CaM kinase-like vesicle-associated b. The transcript is spliced from 11 exons. Gene Ontology annotation, molecular function: calcium/calmodulin-dependent protein kinase activity; calmodulin binding; ATP binding. Gene Ontology annotation, biological process: peptidyl-serine phosphorylation. Lineage: Eukaryota; Metazoa; Chordata; Actinopteri; Cypriniformes; Catostomidae. Gene Ontology annotation, cellular component: intracellular anatomical structure. The coding region runs from base 160 to 1479 and encodes 439 amino acids. The record is from RefSeq and is a predicted model, not a curated record.
UGGGGGAAAAGCAUCCGCGGAAUCUGAGUCCCUUACCGUGUAGAGAAUAAUCGUCAAAACUCAACGUUCACCGAGAAGUUCAGUUCGUCCAAAAGAUUUCUGGACAGACGACUUGAGGACAUUUUCGUCUACUCACGACUGUGAAAAGCAGGGUGGGCCAUGCCGUUCGGCUGCUUAAAACCUGGCGAGAAGAAGGACUACAACAGUCCUAUGGAAAUUACAGACAAAUAUGAUCUGGGACAGGUUGUUAAAUCGGAGGAGUUCUGUGAGAUCUUCAGGGCGAAGGACAAGAAUACACUCAAAAUGUACACCUGCAAAAAAUUCCUGAAGAAAGAUGGAAGAAAAGUGCGGAAGGCUGCUAAAAAUGAGAUUAUCAUCUUAAAAAUGGUGAAACACCCCAACAUCCUCCAGCUGGUGGACGUCUAUGAGACCAGGAAGGAGUACUACCUCUUCCUUGAGCUAGCCACAGGUCGCGAAGUGUUUGACUGGAUCCUGGAUCAAGGCUAUUACUCUGAGAGGGACACCAGCAAUGUGAUCAGACAGGUUAUGGAGGCAGUCGCUUACCUGCAUAGCCUGAAGAUUGUUCACAGAAACCUAAAGCUUGAGAAUCUGGUGUAUUACAACCGACUGAAACAUUCUAAAAUAGUCAUCAGUGAUUUCCAUCUGGCAAAACUAGAGAAUGGACUCAUCAAGGAGCCCUGUGGAACCCCAGAGUAUCUGGCCCCAGAGGUCGUUGGAAGACAGAGAUAUGGCCGACCUGUGGACUGCUGGGCCCUUGGUGUGAUUAUGUACAUUCUGCUUUCUGGAAAUCCUCCAUUCUACGAUGAAACAGAUGAUGAUGACUACGAAAACCAUGACAAGAACCUCUUCAGAAAGAUUCUUUCUGGAGACUAUGAGUUUGACUCACCAUACUGGGAUGAAAUUUCAGAUUCCGCUAAAAACUUAGUUUCACGUCUGAUGGAGGUGGACCAGGAUCAGAGACUGACUGCUCAAGAAGCCAUCAACCAUGAAUGGAUAUCUGGGAAUGCUGCCUCAGACAAGAACAUCAAGGAAAAUGUAUGCGCACAAAUUGAGAAGAACUUUGCAAAAGCUAAGUGGAAGAAAGCUGUAAGGGUCACUACCAUGAUGAAGCGUCUCAGGGCACCAGAGCAUCAAACAGCACCAGCAGAAGCAGCAGCGGCCAGGCCAGAUGCAGCCAACUCUGCUGCAGAGGCCCAGAAAAAUCCCCAGGCACCAUUGGAGGCCUCCACAGCCCCAUCGAGUACUGCUGAAAGCAACUCUGCAGGCACAGAGCCCCCUGCCGCGGAUGCUCCUCCUAGUAGUGACCCAGAGGCAGUGGCCGCUGCAGCCCAGCCUCCAACUGAGCCCAUUCUGUGCGUCCCAGCUCCUGAACAGCCGGAUCCCACAUUGCGAUGCAAUGGAGAGGCAUUAGCCCCACUGCUGCCAGCUACAGACACAGGAGAGGAACAGAGCGGUUAAUUACGCUAAAUCUCCCACCUACUUUAAGAUCCUGCUGUAGAUAAGCCGCUAUAGCAUGCUAAUACUGAAUCCGCAGCACAUAGCAUUAAUCUUAACACACUCUUUCGCAAGCUACUUUACAACAAUCUGCCACUUUCCAGCAAACAUCUGUUUUCUAUAAAAUCACAAAGGUGUGUUGCUCUUAUUGGAGGCUUUUAACACUUUGUAAUCUUUGCAUAAAAAUAAAUAGCUGUUUUAUGCUUACAUUAAGCCAUGAUUGGGAACUUUAGCACAGAUCUGCAUAUUUGUUUUUGCAUAGAUUUCCAUAGCAAACAUUUCUAAAACUAAUUUUAUCAAAUUAAUAUUCUGUACAUUUUUAUUUAAUUGUAUUAUUUGUUCUAUAGUUUUUUUUUUAUUAUUAUUAUUAUUAUUAAAUAUAUGUUAUAUUAUGUAUUUUGUUUUAAUUUAUUUUAUUCCAGUUGUUUGUUGACUCAGUUAAUAAGCAUUUUACCAAUCUUGCUGUUUUCCACCAGCUCAGUGAAGUGGCCAAGUGAUCAGAGAACCACUUUUAAUUUCCUGUCAGACACUUUGGCUUUUUGUGGUGUAAAAUUUCUGUAAAUAGCUCACUAAUCUUAAACAUCGCCAACCACAGCAUGCUUUUUCAGAUCUGCUGUAAAUGACAUGCAUGUUCAGGUAUCUAAUGGCAUUUCAGCUUUACAUGGACAUUCCAUGUCUUGAUCAAACAAACACUCAGUAAAUGUUGUUGGUUUAAGGGGAUUUAAAUGAAAAAUACUUCUACAGUAUUCUGCAGGGACUAAGGCGGCUAAAUUAAUCUCAUAAUACAAAUGGAAAUUUAAUGGUUGAGACAUGUGGCCCAAUAAAUGGAGCAGAGUAGGUAAAAGUAACAAAUACCUCAAAUCUGCUUGGUAGCUAGCCAUGUGAAAAAGUGAUUUGUUCUUAUAAUGUAUUAUAAAAUAAUUUGCUUACAUUGUCCAUUUUUUAAGUAUAUGUAGAUCCACAUACAUAAUGCAUAGAUAUUCUUUUGAGGCAUCAAUGUACAGUAGAUAAAAUACUGUGGCCAUUUUAUGCCAGCUUUGAGACACUUUUGUUGGGUUUAAUGUAUUUACUAAUUUAGGAUCACUUUAUUUUUGCUUGAAUAUCCCUCUACUGAUGUAUGAUGCAUUUGAUUAUAUUGUGUUCUAAAACAUAAAAUGAGGUAUUAUUAAUAUUUAACUUUUUUUAUUUAAAUAGAGCUUUUCAAAUUGUAAUUGGUAACAGGCAUCAGAUAUGAACUAAAUAAUUCAAAUACAGUAAUUUGUAAUAAUACUGACCCUAAUAACCAAAAACCCUAUCCCUAACCCCAGUAACCCUAUCUCUAUCCUAACCUUUAGCCUAAAAAAACCAAACAAUCCUAUUCUACCCCUAACCCCUACCACAACCCCAAUAAAUAUGUUUUGACUUGUGCAGCACAUUUUACAGGAUAGCCUUUUCUAUUUUUUUCUUCUUAUUAUUUUAUAGAAAUGCCAUAUCCAUCUAAAUGCCUAUGGCCAGAAACAUACUUUAGGCUACGCAAAUACACAAACACAGAUGCAAGUGUUUGGUCAACAUUAUCUUACCUACCGAAUUACCUUCAACAGUUUGUGCCAUAAAACCAUAUGUUAUUGUUUCCCCUUCUGUCACUCACUUGAAGUUGUGUCAAUGUAGUGAUACAAGGGGUCGCUCCUGUGAGUCCCAGACAUCUCUGGCAUUUGAGAAAAGGUCAAUGAAAAUUGGUGAGUGGAAUUUGCAUGCCACUCCCCCGGACAUAUAUAAGGAGCUGGAAUGCAACCACUCAUACAGACUUCUUCGGAGCUGAGCGUUUGUAUUCACUGAGAUGAAUUACUCUGCUGAUCCAUUCAUCUCUAAGUUCAGUGAAGCUGAAUUACGGCACAUUACAGUGGCUUCUCCCCCUCUUGCACUGGUUGAGUGCAGAGAACGCCCCUGGGCGCUUAAGCAGCCUAAAAAAGUAUAUUCUUCCUCUAAAAGAGUGUAUUUCCCUUCUAAAAGAGUGGCCCUCAUGGAGAGCAUCUUUUUAAAGAUGCCUUUUCCAUUUGUGUAUAUUUCCUGGUUGCGAUCGGUUUCCUGGUUGCCUCUCAGUUUCCCACUGCCACUAUCGCUGCCUCACAUGUUGGUCGCUGCCCACGCAGGGACAGCGUUCGUGGACGGGUCAUGUUCUCACUGCAAGAGCAUGAUAAUGGCAACGUUGCAGUCGCGGGUUUCCACAGCGUAAGACCUCAGCGGCUCCCCGCCGCGGUCCUUCUACUUCCGGGUUAGCCACGUCGGUUAGCACUGGGAGCGAUUUGGGAAUUUCAAUGGGAGCCGCUCCGCCGGGAAACACCCCGCAGAACUCCCAUUCCCCAGCACGCUCGUUUGCCCCAACGAGUUCUACGAUGUGACCGCCGGCUCCUCUCAAGGCGAGUCCACAAUCUUGUUCGUGGCACGCGACGCAGAUGAGCUUUCAAAUACAGCAUCGGAGAGCGGGCUGGUUCAGUCUGACGCCAUGUGCAGCUGACAAACAUGCUUGCCCAGGCAGCUGCAAGCGUGGGGCUGGAGGGGAAUCCUCCCCCCUGAACCCUCACGGCUUGAUGAUUGGUCCCGGGGCCCCGAGCGCUGCUCACGGCCACGCCCCACCCCUCUAUCUUUCUUCCCAGAAGUGCAUGAUGAGCUCACGCGAUCGCGGCAGGCAGCUUUUACUGCCUGGAACCAGUACGUGGGCUCAUCUGCUCUCACUACCCUUGACGGUGGGGCUGCCAGGGGGAGCUUUGAGACUCCCCAGGUGGUUAAGGUGAUCACAGUGUACCUGUGCAACCUGGCGGAGCCAUCCGUGACUCCCGUCCAGGGCCUGUAGGUUUAUCCAGGCAGUCCAGGAAGUUGGAGACUCACUGCACAGGAGCUGGUAAGAGCACCACUCUUAUCAUUUUGUACCCACAUUUUAAGAAAAGAGUGGUUUCCUUACUGCCUGGGCUUCACAGUCGGUGUCCAAUUACCAUCAAAAUCACAACUGCCGGGCACCAUUUCUCUCUGGAAGGUUCGGUGGCCCGAAGGCGGGGUUCCCGCCCCCGUGCACCCAGCUGUGGCACAAGUCCAGCCCCGAUGUGAUGGCCUCAAUGGAUCACAAGGACAGACUUCUCCCUCUCCCGUCCCAGGCUAUUCCGGGAGUGGUCAUAAUGAGCCAGGUAAGUGCUUUGAUGGCCCUGGACUCGGCACUGCAACAAGUGGCACCUCAGACUCCGCCCCAUCGUGGGUGUGGAGAUUGCCUCGGAGGACACGAUAGAGCCUGUUCCUCCAGCCGAGAUGGUGUUUUUACAGCCCCUACUUCAUCAUACUAAAAAAAGUUGGUGGGUUGCGGCCAAUCUUGGACCUGUGAGUUCUGAACCGAGCUUUGCAAAGAUUACCAUUCAAGGCGGGGUGUGGUCUCCAAGGUGUCCUCCUCUUUGGAGGGACACCCCCCGACGUGGACCUUAUUUAGCCCCCAGCUGAAUGAUGUCAUUACUUUUUGGGAGACAAAAAGAGAAGUGGCCGCAGCUGGGUCAGCUGGUCCUUAUUUUUUGAGCAGUCAACUUGUCCCUGAGGGGCAGGGGACUAUUUGAUGCAUACGAGUGCGUUGGGGGUAGUAACGUGAUGGCCUUUUGCACUGGCUAUGAGUGGAGUUCUGCCCGUCUCGCACUGCCAGUCCACAGUACAGUAGUUGUGGCGUUUUCCAUAGGGAACUUCGAGUGAGUGACAGAAGGGGAAUGUCAUGGCUACUAAUGUAACCUCCGUUCCCUGAUGGAGGGAAUGAGAUGUUGUGUCCCUCUUGCCACAACACUGAACUACCCGCUGAAAUGCCCAGGACCUUGUCUCAGCUCCUCAGUGUGAAACUUGAAUGAGUUGUUGCAUUUCAGCUCCUUGUAUACCCGUAUGUUUGGGGGAGUGGCAUGCAAAUUCCACUCGCCAAUUUUCAUUGGCCUCAAAGAUCAGAGAUGUCUGGGGAUCCCAGGAGCGACCCCUAGUGUCACUACAUCGACACAACGUCUCAUUCCCUCCAUCAGAGAACAGAGUUUACAUUAGUAACCAUGAUGUUAGAUAAGUUGCUAUAAAUAUAUUGACUUUAACAAAGUUGAUUCUCCCAAACUGUUGCUCUGUCAUUACAGUAGUUGGCUUGAAAGAGAAAACCAAGGUAGAAGCAGACAUUUCACACCAAUGGGUGCUUUAGUUCCCUCUGCAGCAACGCUGAAAAUACAACACAUACUUGUGUUGUGGUCUGACACAUUACAGAAUGCUACGAUGCAUGGAAUCGAGCUCUGUGUUCACAUAGUUGCAAAGAGUAUGUUCAGGGCAUAUUUCCAAUAAAAAUCUUGUCUUUCACUGUUUUACAAAAUUUGUAGGUACUUUUCAUUUAAUCACUGUAUAUGCUUCACUUUAACACAUGGAGUGUUUUUUUUUUUUUUGUGUGUGUGUGUUUUUUUGCUGUCACAAUUUAUUUCUGAAAGGGUUAAUGUGUUUUUACUAUAUCAUUUUGAUUUUAGCACAGAGACAUGGGAGGUGAUGUGAUAUUACAAGAGCUUAAUCAGCACAAAAAGAAAGGUUGUACUCUUAAUAUGAGCAAUAGUCUAAAACUGUGAUACUGUGAUGCUACGCUCAAUGUCAGUGUCCAUGUUAACUAUCUCAAUCUUUGAUUGGUGUCCUUCAUUAAAGUGGCCGUCAAAAAGGAAGGGCAUAGAUCAUGUUUACAUGCCUCUUGACCACCAACUCAACUUCCUGGAUAACUUUUUAUGGGAACAGCUUAAAGGAAUAGUUCAAUGACAACACAAGUUCUUACUGGAACGAGCUUCUCCCAUAUCACUCGUGAAAAUGCAAUGGACAUCAAAAUCUUUACUGAAAAAUUACAUAAAUCUUGGUUUGUUUCUCAACAACUCUGCCUUCAGAAGGCUUGUAAUAUGACACACGAGUUGCAUGGGCUAAUUCAAUUACAUUUUUUAGUCCUUUUUGAAGCUUGAAAAUGUAUCUCUUUUCUCUGCCUCCAGUGGCCAACUCUUUGUAAUUGUUGUGCAGUUUUGUAGUUUUGAACUGAAGGCCUUGAUAUACAAUUAUGCUCUGUCAGAGGUCUGUUGAUUUAAAGAUGCCACAAGGCAUGGUUUGUGAUUAUUUCGACUGCAGUCAGCUUUGAUAUCAUUUUGAUCUCAGAGAUCUUUUGUGUCAUUGUCAUUUAGAUUUUUCUUUUUUCAUAUCUCUUUGAUCUUAUAAAAUACAGAAUUUCUUCUAAAUAUCUAAAUAUGUCUCAUACAUGUAUUUGUUCUAAUCUAAGAUUUAUUCUGUCUUUACUUUUUACAUUAAACUACUGAAUUAGUAAGGCCUGAAAUAAAAAAAAAAACAUUAAAAAAAAAAGCAUAAGCAAUGUUUUAUGUAGGUCUGAAAAUACAGAUUUUUAUAGCAUUCAUGUAUACUGUACUUUAACCACAACUAGAUACUGUGUAAAACAAUUUAAAGCAAUUUUGGAAAUAGUGCUUCACAAUUGCCUUUGGUGUUUGAUAUGUGUUGAUGUCCCCAUUCUCUCAGAUGUUCUUCUCAGUGUGGUUGACUAUGAACCUGUGAAUUCACUUAGGACUGGCCUCUCUCCACUUUAACCUCAGCAUUAUUCAACUGUCUGUCAUGCUUUUAAGGAAAAUAAACUCAUCCUGAUUG